Molecule: messenger RNA, 451 nt
Organism: Lactuca sativa (garden lettuce)
Lineage: Eukaryota; Viridiplantae; Streptophyta; Magnoliopsida; Asterales; Asteraceae
Source: RefSeq, a predicted model, not a curated record
CUGUGUCCAAACUCUAGAAGGUCACACACACAAUGUUUCUGCUGUAUGUUUCCAUCCUGAGCUUCCAAUAAUAAUGACAGGUUCAGAAGAUGGUACUGUCCGUAUAUGGCAUUCAACCACUUACAGACUUGAGAACACCUUGAACUAUGGACUUGAAAGGGUUUGGGCUGUUGGAUACAUGAAAGGUUCACGUCGGAUUGUUAUUGGCUAUGAUGAAGGAACCAUAAUGGUGAAAAUUGGACGUGAAGAGCCUGUAGCCAGCAUGGACAAUAGUGGAAAAAUUAUAUGGGCUAAACAUAAUGAAAUUCAAACUAUUAACAUCAAGAGUGUGGGAGCUGAUCAUGAGGUUUGGACUUUAAAGCCCAUAUACAUGUUAUGUUAUGUUAACAAUGAAAUGGGAAAAAAAAUCUAUUUUUUAUUCAGGUUUCUGAUGGAGAGAGGCUGCCUUUAG